UUUUGUCAUUAUGAAAGCUUCUUCGCUUCAUUUGAGAACAUUAGAGGAGAAAAAAGCGUUACGGAGAACCAGAAACACACCAGGCAGGUCCGGGAUGAAGAAGCGGAGAAAUAUUGAGUAAGACGAUAUCCCAAGCCAAAAUCUCAGGACCCCUGUUCAGCCCCAUCAUUUGAAAAUGAACAAUAGUUUGACAGCCUGCCUAACGCUGACAGAGCUGCAGACAUCCACAGCUCGAGUGAGAGAAUGUUUAGUCAGGGCAACUAUUUCUAUUUCAUACUGGAAACCACUUGUUCAUAUUGUUUUAAAAUCCUGCUCUGUCACUUGAAAUCCCCAAUAAAACACAUUGAAGUUUGUAACUGCAACAUGGCCAAAUGUAAGAUAAGAUUUGGGAAUAUUCCCAAGGCACGGUGUUUGCAGCAUUUAUAGUGAGUGUGAUGCUGAGGGUUUACUGAUCCAGUCGAACUGGUCCUGUGAAGUUUGAGUCAGUUGGUCUGAUGGGGUGGGAUGAUGACUGGGAGGCGCCUGCCCUCUAAUUACCCCCUGUUUCUACCAAACACCUCUUUGUUUACACCCAAAGGAGAGAGUCAAGUCCAGGCAGUGCUGCUCGCUGGGAACAUUUCCCUGCAGUACCAGAACCAUGUCUGUUUUUGUGCUCAGCUCUCUUGUGCUCUUCAGCGGAGUUUGUGCCUCCGACCCUGCGGAUCCGGUUCUGCUCGGACCUCCGACCAUCGGGUUCAGCUCCUCGUUGCGCUCGGUCUGUAAGCCCGUCCCCAGCACCCUGUCCCUGUGCCACGGCAUCGGCUACCGGCGUAUGUGGAUGCCCAACCUGCUCGGCCACGACUCCCUGAGAGAGGCCCAGCAGCAGUCAGCCGCCUGGCUGCCGCUCGUCUCCAAGCUGUGCCACCAGGACACCAAGAAGUUCCUGUGCUCGCUGUUCGCCCCGGUGUGCCUGCCGGAGGUCGGCGGGCCCGUGAGCCCCUGCAGGAGCCUGUGCGAGGCCGUGCGGGACGGCUGCGUGCCCGUGAUGAGCGCCUUCGGGUUCCCCUGGCCCGAGAUGUUUAACUGCUCUCGGUUCCCGAGCGGGACCGAGCUCUGUAUCCCAGCAACAGGACAGCUGGAGGAGCGGAGGGAGGAGGAGGAGGAGCCGAAAGGGAGUAUCAUCUGCGACGCCUGCACUCUGACAGCUGAAGGAGAGUCUGACAUCCAGAAAAACUUCUGCCACAGUCCAUAUGCUUUAAAGAUGCGUCUGGACAGUGUCUCAACAGUAGGAGGCGACCGGCAGUUGGUGCCUGUGGCCCGCAGCCGCAUCCUGAGGUGGGCAGGGGGAGGUGCAGAGAGGGCGCAGGAGUUUGGAGGUGCAAUGACCCACAGGGCUCUGUGGCUGCAGGGAGGAGGCAGCUGUACUUGUCCCGGCUUAGACUUGGCAGAGACAAACAACAAGCAAGAGCAAAAUGAAGAGCCGGUUGACAAAAAGAAGGCAAAGAGAGGAGGAAGACUGGAGAAUAGACCCCAAAAUGGAUGGUUCCUGGCCCUAGCUCAGGCUGAAGAAGGAAGACUUGUUUUGACUCGACUCGUUAAGUGGACCAGAGAAGACAAAGAGCUGAAGAAGUUCAUCAGAAGUCUUCUGAAAAAGCCUUGUCCAGAGCUGUAAACAAUUAGCCGUUUUAGUCCACUGCAGAAUGGAGCCUAUAUGCUAGUAGCUGUAACAUUUUGUAUUUAUUCACCUAAAUAUAACAUACACAACAAUUCCUAAAUACUACGGGUGAGAAAAAUAGAAAUAUCACAAAAAUAUUCACCCUUAAAGACAGAGUAGAUACUCCCACCUAACCACCCGGCAUAAGUUGUAUGACGCCCUUAAAAUUUAUGCAAUUUAACUGCUAGGGAUCAUUAAAAUUGUAAAAAAUCAGAAUUGGUUUUAUAUUCUGAUGAAAUUGCAAUUAACUCAUUUUCCAUUACAGUGGACAUUAUACAUUAGUAGUCUUUUAAUUGAUUUUGAGAAUAUUUCAACUAUAGUGACUAUUUCUGUAGAAAAAGAUUAUUUUGAUGAUAACCCAUAGUUUUUUGAAACUAAAACAAUUUAUUUUAUUAAUUAGUUUGCUAUUUUUUGUUGUUGUUUGCAUUACCACAUUUUUUAUAACAAGGUAAACACAUAUUUACAUGACAAAAAGACUUGUUUUUGUGUUUGUGCUGACAAAUGUGUCUGAUAAAUGAGUUCACUGAUGAUUUCUAUUUAGUGCAAUAAGCAAAAUAUCUGCUGGUUUUGUUAGAAACGUUAAUUAUUAAAAGGCAUAGCUCAACAGGCUCUGAACUAAAUGGGUGAGGGGACAGAAACAUCAACAGAGGAGAAUUUUUUUUUGUGACACUGAACAUUAGAAAAUUGUAAACUGAGGCUGCUUUCAUCAUGGUAUUAGUUCUUUUUCACAUACACAUUUCCAGGUCUAAAUGCAUGUUUCCCAUGUUUUCAAAGUAUGAAAUAAUAAUAAAAAAAAUUAUCUGCCGUAA
Molecule: messenger RNA, 2502 nt
Organism: Poeciliopsis prolifica (blackstripe livebearer)
Lineage: Eukaryota; Metazoa; Chordata; Actinopteri; Cyprinodontiformes; Poeciliidae
Gene: sfrp2l
Product: secreted frizzled-related protein 2 like
Exons: 3
Coding region: 638-1651 (337 amino acids)
Biological process (GO): canonical Wnt signaling pathway; non-canonical Wnt signaling pathway; negative regulation of canonical Wnt signaling pathway
Molecular function (GO): Wnt-protein binding
Source: RefSeq, a predicted model, not a curated record